AACUAUUUACACUAUUGCAUCACUGACUUUGUUCACACGAGCUGUUUUAUGGGCAUACCUGGGAGGAUUGCUUUUUCCGAAAAUUAAGGCUAUAAUUUAUGUGUAUUGAUAAUCGAGAGCGUUGUAUUCGUUCUGGUAGCAACAGCAUCUUAUCAUUCUAAAGAUACCAAUAGCUUCAACGAAUUCAAAUAUGACAGUAUUUACCCAAUUUGUUGCAGGUUUAAUUGUGUGGGUUUUUGCCGGACAUGUGGUAAUGAGUUGUUCAGUACAAGAUAUUACAGAUAAAUUAACCAAGUGCUUGUCUAUAUCUACUAACGAUCUCACUGAACCGUCAGCCGAGGACGUGUUAUCCUCAUAUUGCAAAAGUGUUGAGUGCAAUCUCAAAUGUUACCUAGAUGCAAUCGGUGACUGCUACACGCAAGACCAAUUCUUCACGUUAAAUCCAAAUUUGUUGAAGGCAACCAGUAGAGCAUUUUGCAAAAAUCAAACUGAGACUAUGGCGGCUUUUAUCAAUUGCCAAUGGACCGAUACAUCGUGUCUAACUAAUCUGGCGACAGCUCUAACCUCUGCUUUAACGGAAUACAAUAAUGCAAAUUAUGCGACGUACAAGUCUCAGUACUGCAGUGCAGUGACAACUGCAAUUAGCUGCAUUGGGUUCACAGUUACAUCCAGCUGCACUGCUGCAUUGGCAGAUCUUGCCGAUAAUUUUUACAAGGCAUCUUUCAGCCUCACAGCUUGUGGAAUACAACCACACUCGUAUUUUUCAUUGUAUGGAGAUGACGUCGCAUGCAGUGGGCGUAACCUAUACCAGAAUGCUGCGUUAUGGCUUGCAUUUGUGUGCAUCUUUGUAGGAAAAAUGCUGUAACUGUAGAUAUCUACAUGUAAUUUGAAAUUUAGCUAUGAAGUUAUGUGUUAUGCACCUAAUAUACAUAUUCACUUAGUCCUUAACUAAGUAUGACAAACUUUGCAAUUUACAAAGGUUUUAACUAUGACUUAUUCUUUUGUGUAAGAAAUCAGACUUAAAAAUGCUAUGUUUUAUUCUAUUUCUUUUCAUAUUUCAGGCAAUUGCUUCAGUUGUUUUAUGCCAAAUUUUUGUUGUUAUCAAUUAAUGGUCAAUGACUAUAUAAUAUUUAAGCUAUUUUUGUUAAAUAUAAAGCAAAUAUAGCGCAAAAAUGAAGAUAAUGCCAUUAUAAUAAUUUAUUUCAUGCCAAACAAAUGAUUUGAAGUUUCUUGAAAUUUAAGGCGAUAAGAACAUUCUAAUAGUUUUUGUUUGUAUAAAAGGUAUACUUUUUUCUAUAUGAAAGGCUUUUUGUGACAAUCUUUAGACGCAACUUUAUCAACCACACUUGUGAUGACUUGUAUAUUUUUACUGAAGUUGACUAGCUUUGGAUAUACUUAUUGGAUGUAACAAUGUGUUUGUUUGUCUUAGCUAUUUUAUUCAUCGAUUAGAAAGACGCAAAGUCCGGGCAUCUUAUUGACAUCCUGUAUCAAUGUUCUGAUUAUGAGAAAUCCUUUGUGGUCCCAUUGGAUGGAAUAAUAAUUUACACAUUUUAACAGUCAUCCAAAUGUCCACAGUUGGGCACCACAUUAGAAUUAUUUCUUUUUGAAGUACAUUAUACAUGCGUCUACACAAAACACCAGUGACAUUGACAGCACUGUACAAUUAUGAACAGAAAUUUGAUCACAGGAAGUAACUUAGACACAUUCGCCACCCAACGCACACUGAUCGUCAAUAAUCGGGUAAAAUAGGCUUAACAAUGUUCAAAAAUGAAAGUGGAUUUACCAAAAGAUUAAAACUACCAACAAGAGAAGCAUAAACACAAUAAUGAUGUCUUGCUGAACCAUCUUCGAAGAUAUGAAAAAUUAGAUUAGUAACAUCUUAAAUUGAAUGUACUUGGAUAUCUUUUACGAGCAACAAAAUGGUGCAAUCAAAUAGAAGUUACAAUAACUUAAAAAAAGAAAGACAAAGAGCUAUAUAAGAAAGGGAUUCGGAGUGUGUCGCGGAUGUGUGAUUUGUGUGAUUUGCGAAUGUAGUUUUUAAAGGAACGUCACUGAGGUUCAAAAAUCAUAAAAUUAAUUUUUUACACCGAUCAGCUGGGGCAUGUAACGCAGGAAGAAAUGCAAAACAUAAUUAAGAAAUAUACUAAAAAAUGAACUGAACACCGUAUUUUUGUGCUAUUUUUGAUACGAUUUGAGUUAAAAGCGUUUAAACGCUUUUCCGUUUUGGGUCAUUUUUCACAAUUUGAAUGAUUAUCCUGGAUAAACCGCAAGAGCGAAUGAUCUAAAAUUUUGCACACAAGUUACUGAUCAGGACCUACAUCAAACUGAACAUUAAUCUUGAAAAAUUAAUUCCAGUUUCGUCACGUCGAAAAACCUCAGUGGAGUCCCUUUCAUCAAAUUGUCAUCGAUAAUAUGUGCUCAUCUGAAAUAUUACAGUUGUAUUACACCAUAAAACAAUGUAAUCAGUGACAUAUUAUAUCUUUGUUAUAAUGUUCUAUAUAAAUUGUGCAAUUCUUUUUAAUAAAUAAAUAUAUCACCGUCUGUACUUAAAAAUUCUCAUACGACUUUAAA
Messenger RNA from Ruditapes philippinarum (Manila clam), 2571 nucleotides. RefSeq lists its product as uncharacterized. The coding region runs from base 191 to 865 and encodes 224 amino acids. NCBI's taxonomy places the organism in Eukaryota, Metazoa, Mollusca, Bivalvia, Venerida, Veneridae. The record is from RefSeq and is a predicted model, not a curated record. The transcript has 7 exons.